AUGCCGCGGCAUGCUCCGCCCCGGUGGGGCUGCUUCGCGAGCGUCCUGGCAGUGCUCCUUGCCGUGCCCCUGUGCACCGCCACGGCCGCCGAGGCGCAGCUGGAUGCCAUCGGUCUGUACAGCGAGCCCGGCCUGGGGAACGACACGGCGGCUGGUGCAGACCUUGCUGCGCGUCGGCAAACGCUCGCAACGGACGCGGCCGUGGGGGGGGCGUGCACGAGCCAUUGGACCGUGUCCAUGUUCCUCGGCAACGGCGACACAAGCCAGCCUAGCCAGGAAGGCACGGGGUCCAGUGUGCGCAUCGGCCCCGUGGCACACUACUCGAUCUUCGGCCCCGACGGCAAGCUGUACUGGAGCGAAACGACUCACACGCAUGUCGUUCGCAGGGCCUCACUGACCGGCACAACGGAGCGCGUCCUCGGGACUGUCAACUCCCCCGGGUUCGUCGACGGCGCGGCCCCGUCCCCGGCUCAGAUCGACGUCCCGACGGGCCUGGCCUUUGCUCGGGACGGGUCGCUGUAUGUUGCCGGAUUCUACAACCACGCGCUGAGGAAGAUGCCACCGGACCUGUCGUCCAUCACGACGGUGGUCGGCGCCACCAGCGGCGGCCCGCCGACGGGAACUCUUGCGACUGAAACUUCUCCGCUGAAUCCUCCGCUGAGCACCGACAACACGGGACGACUGAGACAUCCCGAGGGCAUCUGCGUCGAUCGGGACGACCGCGUGCUCAUCAUGGACAAAUCGUUACAUCGCGUCUUGCGCUACGACCCUGCGUUGAACACGCUCACGCAUGUGGCGGGGAUCACAACACUCAAACACCCAACUGAUGCGACUGGUCCCACGGAGUACGGCAAGGACGGGCCGUUCGGGACGUCGACCAUCACGUUUGCGUACGGCGUGGUCUGCGAUCACGUCACCGGUCUCGCGUACUUCUCGGAGUCUCUCGGGACGGGCAAUUAUUACAGCACCCGCAUCCGUGUGCUGUACCCGGACGGCUUCAUCAGGACCCUCGCGGGCACCCGAUCGCACCGGAAUCUCUAUCAUGCCGCGGAUGCGUUCGGUUCGACCGCGGAGUGGACCCACUCAUGGGCCCUGGGCAUGUACAAUGGCUUCCUCUAUGUGCCGAGCGACGUUGACCACCGGCUCCACAUGGUGAAGGCCCUCGGCUACGGACCGGGCGGUGGCACGCUGGCACUCGUCGCGGGGCAGUCGUUCGUUUCGGGCACCUCCGACGGCAACGCGGCCUCGGCAACGCUUCAGAACCCAGGCGGCCCUGCUGUCGACCCGGCGACGGGCGACGUGUACCUCACAAGCAUGGGGGGCUCCCACAUCCGCAAGCUCAGCCCCGGCUCGGGUGCCGAGGCCUGCGUCGACGGCCUGUUUCCGUCGCGAGCCCCAGGGUGCGCCGCAGCGGCCUCGGCGGUGGUGGACCAGGGCCUCGCCUAUCCCUGGACGUCCGGGCGCGCCAGCUGCAGGCUGCCCACGACCGGGUGCGGGAUGUACUGGCGCGUGUACAGGUACGCAGGAGCGCCGACGCUCGUGGACCCGGUGACGUUCCAGCGCACGAGCCCGCGGGACAACAUCGCCGAUCCUGCCGCGGUCCUUCUACCGUGGCUCCACAACACCGACGAGGCGCCGUAUCUGGCGGAGGACAAGUUCCGCAGCAACGUGGUUCCCAGCACGUCGUGGGCUCACCAUGCCAGCGCCUGCCACACCUCGCUGAGCACAGUCUCGCGCACGAACGCCGCGUUAGGGGCGGCCGUGAACUUCCACACCCUGCCGUUCCCGAGCGUCGACAACCACUUCUUCGUCGCACGCACGACAUUCGAGGUCCCGGCGGGCGGCGUUCCGGGUUCUUUGAAGAUCAUGCUGAACUGCGACGACCAGUGCACGCUCUACGUGAAUGGCGUCUACGCCGCGUCGAAAUGGCUGGCAGAUGCCGAGACGACGACGGCGAAGCUCACGCAGCGGCGCAUGGACAUGUGGGUCGACGUCGGCACCGACCAUGUGGGUGAGGAGGACACUCUGCUGGGCUACAACUGGGGGUGGAGCAACGGCGGCUUUCACCGCAGGAACGUGCCCCUCAAAGAGGGCACCAACACCAUCGACAUCGCACUGACCGAGUACGGCGGCGGCGAGCGCGUCCAGUACGCCUUCUACCCGAGCGCGGCGGCCACAGCGUUCCAGAACAGCAUCCGUCCCUGCAUGGGGCCCAUGGGCUCCCCUCUCGACACGGAACUUCUCGACGACCGGAAGCCCGUCAUCGUGUCCAGCGGGGGCGCCUUGUUCGUCGGAGAGCAGUACGACGACACCGUGGCGGCGGAUGCGGGCAAGGUCUCCAUCGUGGCUUUCAACGCAUCGACGGACGCGUGGGAGACCGUCGCGAUACUGACGUCGCAGAACACCGCUGCGGGAUCGCGCCUCGGAUCGUCCGUCGCUGCGGGGUCCGGGUGGGUGGCGGCGGGCGCGCCCGGCCACUUGAACGGCGACGGAGCAGUGUUCUUGUUCCGCACCACAGCAGGCAUCGCUGGGCCGUACGAGCAGAUGGACAUGCUGGUGCGCUCCGGCGGGACGACAGACACGGCUCUCGGCAGCGCGGUGGCGAUGGACGUGGCUGCGGAGACGCUCGUUUUCAGCUCGCCAACGCCAGGGGCAAUUUACUUCUACACGCGCGUCUCCCCGGCAAACGCGUUCAGCCUGGGCAGCCGCGUGGCCUCGGCCGUUCCCGGUGCCCUCGCUCCGUCUCCCGACUCUCUCGCGCUCGACGCGAAGUGGGGCAUGGUGGCCGCUGGAAACACCGUGUCUGCAGCCACUGACGAACGCGUGAUGCUGUUUCGUGUCACCAACUUCGCCGCCCCGCAGCAGUGGGCGCACUCGUUGACGAUGGUUCAGUCGACGCACUUCCCUUCGAAUCGGGCCUGCGCGCUCAACGUCAAGUUCAAUUACAAACAGGUCGUGCUUGGGUGCCGAGGCGUCACUGGCGCGCACAGUGGCAGCGUCCAUACGUACAGGCUGACCUCGAGCACGGCUUUGGAGGAGGCCGACCCGAAGAACGUAGGUGGCCCUCACUACUGGUCCCUCUACAAGGGCGGGACAGCGCUGUCAGACUACCAGAACCAGCUCUUCUCGACGGCUUUCCCGGCGGGGAUCACGGCUGACGAGUACGGUGCGUCCGUGGCCAUCGUUGACGACGGCGCGACGCUGUACGUCCUGUCACCCUCGGACGGGCUGCAGGUCUAUCAGAACGAGCAGAGGCUCAGUGCACUUACCAACACGUGGGAGUUGAAGACCAGCGUGCCCCCGACGGCCCUCGGGUUGGAGGAUGUGGACUUCUCGGCCAGGGCUCUGACGGUCGGCGAGGACGGCCUCAUCGGCGUGGCCACUGCUGAUGGCGUGCGUGCCUACCAGUUCGUCUGCAAGGAGGCACAGCGCGCGUGCACGGCAGCGGAGCGCCAAGCGUGCCCGGCCGGGACGGCGCGGUGCGUCAUGACGGACGCCGCCCCGCACUGCGUGCCCAACGAUGCGACCGCGACGUGCGCAGAUGCGCACGUGGUGGAGACCGUCGCGCAGAACGUCGGAGCUGGGUUCCUGGCCAUGCACGGAGGCAACAUGUACGUGUCCUCGAUGUCAGACGACCGCGUGUACAGGAUCACGAGCCUGCAGAGCGGCAAAGCGGAGACUUUCAUCAGGGACAUCCCAGACGCCGUCUCCAUCGCGGUUCAGGGCAACAUCGCGUACCUGGCAGCGUCUGCCGACCACACCAUCCGCAGUGCCGACCUGACUCAGGCUGGGCCGCUCGCGUUCUCGUCACUUCCGGUCGUCGUCGGUGCGUCGGCCACGUCGGGCACAGCAAUCGGCUCCGCGUCGGCCACUAGGCUGCUUUGGCCCACGGGCCUGGCGCUCGAGACGUCGGAUCGGCUGCUCAUCGCGGACAAGGACAACCACCGGAUCCUGCGGCUGACACUCUCGAGUUCGAAUGUCGAGCUGGUCGCUGGAGUGGCCGGGUUCAGGGGCAAUCACGACGGCCCGGUCGCAGAGGCGACGUUCAACGCACCGCUGGCACUGGCCUGGGAUGCCUCGAACAGCGCGAUCUUCGUCACCGACUUCAAGAACCACCGCAUCAGAAGGAUCGCCUCCGGGCAGGUGACGACUUUCGCCGGGAGCGGCCAGGGUCGCACGGACGGCUUCCGCACGUGCGCCACCUUCCAUUGGCCCUCGGACAUCAAGCUGGACAGCUCGGGCAACGUGUACGUGACGGACGGACAGAACGGCCUCCGCUACAUCGAUGCCGCCACUGGUAACGUGGCCACCAUUGCCGGCACGGGCUCUUCGGGCUACGUAGACGGGCCCGCGAGCGGCGCGCAAUUCACUGGCGCCUGGAAUGGACUGCUGCUCGAGGAGAGCUCUGGCGUCGACGUUGCCUUCAUCGGCCAGUGGUCGGACAGUGCGGGGCACGUGCGGCGCGUGGUCCCGUACACCGGGGCGGAUGCGCCGCGGGCGGACCACGUGGGAGGCCAUGCGGCUUGCGCCACACCUCCGGGCGGGGUCACCUCCUGUCCGCACUCGCGGCAGGCGUGCAGCGACAUUGGCAGCUGCCCAAACUCGCAGCAGUGCCGCGACCACGAGCUCGGACACGCCUGCGGGGACCCUGUGGAGCCGCUGACGUGCGCGGCGAACUACACGGUGUCGCUCGUGGCCGGAAACGUAGACGGAAUGACCCAAACGGACUUGCUGUUCCAGGCCAGGAGCGGAGCCGGCAAGGGCGCGUGGCUCUCCGGGCCCGUGGGCAUCCAUGCGCUGCGCAGUGGCGGCGUCGCCUUCGUAACGCAGUGCAACGGCGGGAGGGUGUCGCGGCUCAGUGGCGCGGGGCUGGCGACUGUGGAGGAUUACGUUGUCGAAUCAGAUCUCGCGUACAUGAACUGCCCCUACAGCGUCGCCGUGGUGGCAAAUGACCUGUACGUGGGUAGUUACUAUCCGAACAACUAUGUCGAGCUGAGCUACACCUUUUCGCGGUACUCUUUCACGGACAUCAACGACCCCUCUACAUUCAGCAGCAAGGCGAUCAUCGGAAGCGGCAGUGGUACGACGGGUCUGAACGCAGUGCACACCAGCGUCAAGUUCGAGCACGUGCUCGGCAUGGACUCGGACGCGUCUGGGCGGGUGCUCUUCGUGGAGGCGGUUGGCCGCAGGGUGCGGAUUUACAACCCGUCAUCGGGUGCGGUCUCGACGCUCGCCGGAACAGGACUGAAGGGCAUUCGAGACGGUCCGGGAACGGAAGCGUCGUUCGGCUCGCUGUGGGACAUUGCUCACGACCACGUGACGCAGCUCACCUUUGUGGGCGACUGGGAUGCACGCGGCGUGCGACAGAUCGCCCCCGACGGGUUCGUGAAGACCAUCGCGGGUGCGUCCGGGAACGAAGGGGCUCAAGGAGGGUUCGGAUCGUGCGCCAGCGUGGGGACUGUGUAUGGCAUCACGGCACACAACGGCGAGAUCUUCUUCUCGACGUUCGGCUCGGGCGAGCACAGGAUCAUGCGCACCACCGCUGGUGGCAGCGUCGAGAUCGCCGCUGGCGGGCUGCGGUCAGCGUUCCCCUUGCAAACGGCGGUGAACAAACCCGGCCCGAUGUCCGGACCGGCAGACAUUGUCACGUUAAAGGCGAUUCAUUACCUGGCCCUUGAGCCCACCAGCGGAAAAGUGCUGCUCGUGGAGAGGGGGUCGGACACCGUGCUUUCUUUGGAGCGCACUGGACCGGCCUGUCCCGCGCACAUCCGCCCAGCCUCGACAGGGUCGCUGUGCGGCCGGGAGCACAAUCGCAUCGACUGCUCUGGGUCGUCUUGCCCGGCGGGAACGACGUGCGUCGAGGCCGACGCGGGCCACUACUGCCGGCCCACCGACCUGAGCACCGCCUCCUGCGAGGAGGUGUGGAGCGUCAACACGCAGGCUGGGACAGGCCUUGCGUGGGGCUCGGACGGGGGCACCGGGACCGCAUCCAGCCUAAACGCACCCAAGGGCAUCGCGGUCCGGUCGAACGCGGCCGUGUACUUCACAGAGGGCUUCAAGGUCCGCAAAUUCGACACGACCUCCCAGGGCCUCACGACGCUCACGACUUACGCCGGGUCGACGCAGGGCUACGUUGACCACGCGGACCCGCUCCAGGCCCAGUUCGACGACCCGCGCGCCAUGGCCGUGGCCCCGGACGGGACGCUGUACGUGGCGGAGUACAGCCAGAGCAAGAUUCGGACCAUCUCCACCAGCGGCGCGGUGACCACGGGCCCGUUCUCUGCGGGGUUCGGCAGCGGCCAGAGCGACCCGAAGCAGCUCGCACGUCCAAGCGACAUCGCCAUAGUCCCGGGCACGAGCGACUUGGUGGUGUGCGAGCAGGUGGGUAACAAGGUCGUCCGGUACAUGGCGGCGACGGACACGGUUCUCGUCCUGGCCGGUAACGGCGAGAUCGGGUUUCGUGACGGCCCGGGAAGCGUGGCCAUGUUCAACAGUCCGGUCAGCGUGGCGGCCGACUCUGCUGGAAACGUCUACGUGGCAGACCAGGGCAACUAUCGCGUGCGCCUCAUCGACCCCAACGGCGUGGUCUCGACGCUCAUUGGGUCGGGUUCCUAUAGCGGCGGCUUCAAGAUCGGAACGGGGAGUUGUGCGCAGAUCAAGCCUGCGUCUCUUUCGGCGAGUGUCAGCGGAGCGGACGUCUACGUCACGGACGCUACGGCGGGCAGGGUCAUGCAGAUUCGCGACAACCAGCUAGUGCCGGUCGCCGGGUCGGACGAUCCCGGUGACCUCGACGGGGUCGGCUUGCUGGCGCGGGUUCGAGAGGGAGCCAUCCUGGCGCCGGGCCUCAACGACAUGACGAUGCUCGUGCUCGAGCCCGGGACCGUGGGUUCGUCGAUCAAGUACCUGCAGCGCGGUGCCACCCCCUGCUCCGCGCCUCCCCAGGCCAACGCGAGCUGCGUCGUGCCGCCGUGGACGCCAGAGCCCUCCCCCCACCUGGUUGAGCCCUGCGAUGACCCUGGGCGAUGUGCGGGGGGGCUCACGUGCCUCAACGUACCGGCGGCGGCGGGCGGCCACGUGUGCGCGAACGUCACACAUCCUUGCGCAGCUGCAUGGGCUUCGUCGAAGAUCGUGCCCACGGCAGACUUGGCCGCGCAGGCCCUCUUGCUCGGACCGGCGUCCGAGACCGCGGCGUUGGUUGUGGACCCCUCGGACGCUACCAAAAACAUCAAUAUUUUCACGGGCGUCACUGCGUGGAUCGAGGGCCAGUCAUCUACGUCAGCGGCGUUCGACGGUGAUGCGGGAACCGCAUGGACGGACAUCGGAGCGGCGUCGGCGAAACUCAUCUACGACAUGCCGGCGGGAGUUGUGGUCACAUCGUACAAGGUCGCCACUGCGGCAAUCGGUGAGAACCAGGACUGGACCCUGGAGGGCACUAACGACGAGGUCAUCUGGAUGCUGCUGUCGUCGUCCACCGGAAACGCUCCAGGUGGAACGUACCAGGUCAACGUCGCGCCGGUGCAACAGAGGGUGUUCAAGCGGUUUCAGCUGACCCUGGUGUCUGGCUCCGCGAACGUGGGCGUUUCUGAGUUCACGUUGACGACCAGGCGCUUCGCUUCCGGCGGCAUCGCGGACGUGCCCCCACUGUUAUCGCAGCCGCGUGAUGUGGCGCACGUUUCGGGUGAUACGCUGGUUGCGGAUGGUGCGGGGCACCAGGUGCGGAUGCUCAAGCCGACCGGGCAGCACAUUCAGUCGGACCCUGUUGCAGGCAUACCGACUGCGGCAGCCGCAUUGGCGACGGGCGACGUGCGGUCUGUGGCGCGGUUGCACACACCUGCGGCCGCCGUGCAGGAUGCUUCCGGUUCGAUCUUCAUCGCGGACGCGGGGGCCAACGUCGUCGUCAAGGUGACCGGCACGAGCAUGACGGUGGUGGUUGGCGCACUGAACGGGGCCGCGGGCACGGCCGUCGGCGCGCCGACCGACGCGACCACGGGCCGUCUGAACGCCCCCGAAGGCCUUGCACUCGACCGCGACGGCACGGGCCUGCUCAUCGCCGACACGGGGAACCACCGCAUCCUCCACUUCACGGGGUCGACGCUGGUGGUCCUGGCCGGCGCGGCGGGCAGUCCGGGGCUGCUGGACGCCGUCGGUGUCGCCGCACGCUUAAAUGCACCGACGGGCGUGGCGUUUGAUCCGUCUUCGAACCGCACGUACGUGGCGGACAAGGGCAACAACGCCGUGCGCGUGCUGAAUGGGACGCACUUGUGGACGUUCGCGGGGUCCGUCCAGGGCGCAGCCGGGUACGCAGACGGCUUCCGCAGGUGCGCGCGCUUCGACGGCCCGCACGGGAUCAUCCUCGCGGACGGCGCGCUGAUCGUGACCGAGGAGCGCGGCCGGCGCGUUAGGCGGGUCAACCUGGGCGGCACCGUGUCGACCAUCGCGACCUCCGGGCAGCUGGGUCUCGUGGAGCCACCUGCGAACGCGACGCUGAAUCCCGUGUACUCGGGUCCCAUGGGGCUGGACAGCGCGGGGAACGGGGACCUGUUGGUUGCCGUGGGGUCGUUGCCCGAGGUCGUUCGCCUGACACUGGGAAGCUCGGCACCGGGCAACUGUACAAUGGAGGCGCCGAAGUGGAACUGUUCCGUGGGAUGGGAGAACGAAUGCGUCGAGGGCUCGGACGGUUGCGGCGCCAACACCGUGUGCUCAGACCAGCCAGAGACGCGCUCGUACAAGUGCAGCUGUCCGAGUGGCUACACCGUCGAUGGCACGCCGUCGGGGGCAACGGACGACGUCGGGCCCUUCGUGCCAUGCAACGACGUUGACGAGUGCACGCACAGCACGCACACGUGCGCCGAGACGCAGCGGUGCACGAAUGUUGCGGGGAGCUACUACUGCACGACGUACUGCGACGCAAUCGCGGGAGUGCCGAGCUCGUUCUGCAUCAGUGGGAUCUAG
Molecule: messenger RNA, 8952 nt
Organism: Pedinophyceae sp. YPF-701
Lineage: Eukaryota; Viridiplantae; Chlorophyta; Pedinophyceae
Source: the annotation of a GenBank genome assembly